CCGGUCACUCACUCGUUGCAAUUCCCGCUACCUACAACUACGUAACCCAAGUUACCCUCCGAGUCUUCCUCUUUCCCUCUUUUGUAUGAAAUUUCAGGUUUCCUAAUUAAGCAAGAAAAAAAGGGGACUCUCUCUGACUAAGCUCUUCAAGUUUUCAAGAUCCUUGCACUAACGGUUGGAACUCCGACAGCACUGCGCCUCAAGUGUUCUUACUAGAGCUUGAAUUUAUAGUACUUAUUUCCCCCGGCUUCAGGGUUUAAAGUGCUCAGACACUAUCUACUUAAUUUUUUUUUCAAGUGGAGUCAUGGUAUUCUCCACACGUUCUUCUUUCUCAUGGGUAUAGCUCUUCUGUCUUAUUGAGUGAGUUGAGAAUAUUUACUUCGGUGAGGUCUGGCUGGCUACUUAAACUCUGGCCACCAAAGGGUGGUGGCUUCAAUGGCAUCUUCUCGUCUGACAGGAGGAUUAGCUCAGUCUCCAUCGAGUUCUGGGAUUUUCUUCCAAGGAGAAGGGCAGUCCCCGGCUAUUGUUAAUUCUCAUUUGAGCCAAUCAUUUGCAAAUUCAUCAAAUUCAAUUCCAGGAACUGGAUGUUCUGAUUUUGGUCCUGUUUCCGGAGAUAUGAACAAUGCAGUUUUAGAAAGUGUGGCUAAUUCAGGACCCAGUGUGGGUGCAAGUUCAUUAGUUACAGAUGCAAACUCCGCUCUUUCAGGGGGGCCACAUUUGCAAAGGAGUGCAAGCAUCAAUACAGAGUCGUACAUGCGCUUGCCUGCAUCGCCUAUGUCAUUCAAUUCAAAUAACAUUAGUGUGUCAGGGUCCUCAGUUAUAGAUGGAUCCUGCGUUGUGCAGCAAAAUUCUCAACAGGACCAAAAUAUCCAACACGUGCCGCAACAGGCACAGCAGGGUGCUUCACAUGCCACAUCCUUACCAACACCACAAAUAGGCCAAACAUCACUUCCGAUGGGCACCAAACAUCAGGGAUCUUUCAUUCCAGAUCCAAAUAGUUAUUCCCAGGUGCAGAAGAAACCACGACUGGAUUUAAAGCCGGAAGAUGUGCUGCAACAGCAAGUUUUGCAGCAGCUAUUUCAGAGACAGGAUUCCAUGCAGUCACAAAACCGUAACUCACAGUUACAAGCUUUAUUUCAGCAGCAAAGAAUGCGGCAGCAGCAGCAGAUUUUGCAGUCUCUACCUCAGUACAGGGCUCAGUUUCAGCAACAGCAGCAGAUACAGUUGAGGCAGCAAAUGCAACAGCAGGCAAUGCAACCUGUAUCGCCCAUAAAGCGGCCCCCAUAUGAUGCUGGUGGUGUUUGUGCUCGCCGGCUGAUGCAAUAUUUAUACCAUCAGCGGCAAAGACCUCCCGAGAAUAGUAUAGCCUACUGGAGAAAGUUUGUAGCAGAGUAUUACUCUCCUCGUGCAAAGAAAAGAUGGUGCUUGUCAUUGUAUGAGAAUGUUGGCCACCAUGCUCUUGGUGUGUUUCCCCAGGCAGCUAUGGAUGCGUGGCAGUGUGACAUCUGCGGUUCUAAAUCAGGAAGGGGAUUUGAUCUAACUUUUUGCUGUCAUGCUAAUGAGUUGAAUUUUGAAGAGGCUACAUUUGAAGUACUCCCGAGACUCAGCGAGAUCAAAUUUGGAAGUGGAGUUAUUGAUGAGCUUUUAUUUCUGGACCUUCCUCAAGAAAGGAGAUUUGCUUCUGGAAUUAUGAUGUUAGAAUAUGGAAAAGCAAUUCAAGAGAGUGUAUAUGAGCAACUUCGAGUCAUUCGUGAGGGUCAGCUUCGUAUCAUAUUCACACAAGACUUGAAGAUUUUGUGUUGGGAAUUUUGCGCUCGGCGUCAUGAAGAACUUCUUCCACGGAGGCUGGUUGCACCUCAGGUGAAUCAGCUGGUACAGGUUGCCCAGAAAUGCCAAAGCACAAUAGCUGAAAGUGGGCCUGAUGGUGUUUCUCAGAAAGAUUUGCAGACAAAUAGCAAUAUGGUACUGACAGCUGGUCGUCAGCUUGCUAAGAGUCUGGAGUUGCAGUUGCUGAAUGACUUGGGUUUCUCGAAAAGAUACGUGCGGUGUCUGCAGAUAUCGGAGGUUGUCAACAGUAUGAAAGAUCUGAUUGGUUUCUGCCGGGAUCAAAAAGUUGGGCCUAUUGAGGGCUUGAAGAACUAUCCUAGACAUGCCACUGCAGCCAAGCUCCAAAUGCAAAAAAUGCAGGAGAUGGAACAGUUAGCGAGUAUUCAAGGUCUUCCCACAGACCGCAACACAAUUAAUAAGCUGAUGACAUUGCAUCCUGAACUUGAUAACCAUGGGAUGAAUAACCAUCAGAUGAUUGGUCGGGGAGGUUUCAGUGGUUCAGCACAAGCUGCUUUGGCAAUGACUACAUACCAGAAUAUCCUCAUGAGACAGAACUCUAUGAACUCGAACCCCAGCCCACAUCAACAGGAGGCCUCCUCCUCUUUCAAUAACUCCAACUAUAAUCCAUCCCCUACUCUUCAGGGGACUACAUCCCUGAUGCCUGGCCCCGUGCAGACCUCCUCUGUUGGUGGUUUUCCAGGCACCCAGCCACCCUUGCAAAAGCAAUUGCAGCCACCGCUGCAACAGCAUCCGCCAAAUGCUGGAACCUUGGUCCAACAAAAUCAUCCUCAGAUGAUGCAAGGUAGCCAGGCGAUACAACAACAGAUGAUCCAGCAACUUUUGCAGAUGUCAAAUAACAGUAAGAGUGGGAGUUUACAACAGCAACCCCUUACUGGACCAAAUGCAAAUAGAAGUAUACCUAGAAGGGGUAUGUCUUAUGUAGGUAACACCUCAGUUCCAGCUGGGGCAUCUGGAAAUCUAUCUGGUAGCAACGUUCCUGCUCCAAGUAGGAGCAAUAGCUUCAAAGCUGCUUCAAAUAGCGAAUCCUCUGCUGGUAACAGUGGAUUUGAUCAAAAGGCUUCUGAUCUGCCGCAACAAUUACAUUUUCCCGAGAGUUUGGUUGAAGAUAUAGGCCAAGAUUUUCCUGAAAGCGGCUUUAUUAACAAUGAGCUUGAUGAGGAUUUGGGUUAUGUGUGGAAGGCUUGACUAACAUAGUAUGGCUACAAUAUCGGCUACCUUGCCCGAAUUGUGGUGGAGAAAUGUGUACAGGAUGAUAAAUCUGAUGUAGUUGGAUCCUUCCCCCCCCCCCCCCCCCCCCCCCCCCCCCCCCCCCCCGUUUUUCCCCUCGCAAUCUGGCUUUGUUGCGCAUCAUACCAUUAAACCUUUGAUUUGAACGCCUUUGAGGAAUGCUCCCCGACCUGUGGAGAUGCUCCCUGUUUAACAUCUCAUCGAUUUAGCACUUUCUUUGGGUUUUCCGUUCCAUGGUCCCAAGUUUAAUCACAGUUGACGUGGGAAAUCUAGAAACCUUGGUUUCUUGUUUAGGGUUUAGGGUCUAGUGACUACUUAUUUUAAUUUUAUCUUAUAUCCCCAAGUUCAACGUGAGUGAUGCCUUUUUCAAUUGAAAAUCCUCGAGGAAACUGCAUGGGAUUUCCCCCCUCCUUUUCUGGUUAUUAUUGUCAAGAACUUGAUCUUUUGAAGAAAUAAAAUAUAUAGGUACUAGUUCGUAACUGAAA
Messenger RNA from Cucumis melo (muskmelon), 3560 nucleotides. RefSeq names its product probable transcriptional regulator SLK2. Gene Ontology annotation, cellular component: nucleus; transcription regulator complex. The record is from RefSeq and is a predicted model, not a curated record. Gene Ontology annotation, biological process: positive regulation of transcription by RNA polymerase II; negative regulation of transcription by RNA polymerase II. NCBI's taxonomy places the organism in Eukaryota, Viridiplantae, Streptophyta, Magnoliopsida, Cucurbitales, Cucurbitaceae. The coding region runs from base 436 to 3033 and encodes 865 amino acids. The transcript has 10 exons.